CCAGGGCAUGAAGUCAACAUUUUUAAAGAAGGAAGAACAUAUGCACACGGCUUAAAUUCCGUCCCAGAGUGUCGAUGGUGGUAUAAUUGUCACAGCCACCUCUGCAGAAGACAGUGUUCAGCAUAAGACUGAUUCACCCUGAUGUCCCCACCACAGCUUCUGUCCCGAUGUCAUUUAUUGGAGCUAUUUUAAGUCGGAAACUUUGUGGCAUUAAUAUUUAAGAAAGAAAGGAGGAACUGAGUAGAGUGCUAGCUCCUGACCCGAUUUCAUUCUCUACUCGCCUGAGUAUCAAGUGGAAGAGAAAGUUGACCCAUGUGGGGAAAUUUCCAUAGGAUGAAAGCCCUGGCUUUACAGUCAUGUGGACUUGGAUUCAAACCCCAGCUCUUACUAUAUCCACACAACACUUACUAGUGUGUGUCCUGGGCAAAGUCAGAGGCCUCAGUUUCCUGGCUGUCAAAUGGGAAUAAUGCCUAGGUUAAGUUGUUUCUGAGAUUCAUUUGAGAUCAUGUAUGUAACGUGUUUUUAAACACCCUGGCUAUACUAAAUAUUAAAGAAAGACAUAGUAGAUACUGUUGAUCACUGAUACAUUGAUCAUAUUUUGCUAAAAGGGAAAAUAUUCAACUUGCCAAACCUAAUAACUUGUCUCUUUAAAAAAACACACACAUUAAGCUUGUGGUUGGGUUGUCUGCCAAUUUCUUUGCCUUUCUUGCUGAGUCAUACUUCUGCCUAAUUAGUGUGUUGCCUGUUAUAUAUUCUGGUCAAGCUGAACUGUCUCAUAUCAGAGAGGAAAUAACUUUCUGCCUUCAAGCUCUUUACUUGACUGCCAAGUCAGGGUGCUCUGAGGAGGCAGCCUGCUUUUUGGGUGUGCACACAGCAGGGAUGGCAGACUUUGGGAUCUCGGCUGGCCAGUCCGUGGCGGUGGUCUGGGAUGAGCCCUCCCCGCCGGAGGCUCUGAAAGACCUGGUGGAAAAGCUGCAGGCGAUAACCGGCAGUGAGGGCCGAGUGUCUGUGGAAAACAUCAACCAGCUGUUGCAAUCUGCACACAAAGAAUCUAGCUUUGACGUUAUUCUAGCGGGUGCAAUUCCUGGAAGCUGCACUCUGCACAGUGCUGAGGUUCUGGCUGAGAUGGCCCGGAUCCUUCGGCCUGGGGGAAGUCUGUUUCUGAAAGAGCCAGUGGAGACAGCUGUAGCUAACGAUAGCAAAGUGAAGACGGCGUCUAAGCUGUGUUCGGCCCUGACUCUGUCUGGUCUUGUGGAGGUGAAAGAGCUGCAUCGGGAGUCCUUGAGCCCUGAGGAGAUACAGUCUGUCCAAGAACAUCUGGGUUACCAUAGUGACAGUUUGGUCUCUGUGCAAAUCACAGGCAAAAAACCCAACUUUGAAGUGGGUUCUUCUAGUCAACUUAAGCUUUCUACUGCCAAGAAGUCGUCUCCCUCAGUGAAGCCUGCUGUGGACCCUGCAGCUGCCAAACUCUGGACCCUCUCAGCCAAUGACAUGGAGGAUGAGAGCAUGGAUCUCAUUGACUCAGAUGAGCUGCUGGACCCAGAGGAUUUGAAGAAGCCAGACCCAGCCUCCCUGCGGGCCCCCUCCUGCGGAGAGGGGAAGAAGAGGAAGGCCUGCAAGAACUGCACGUGUGGCCUUGCUGAAGAACUGGAAAAAGAGAAUUCCCGGGCACAGACAAGCUCCCAACCCAAGUCGGCUUGUGGAAACUGUUACCUGGGCGACGCUUUCCGCUGCGCCAGCUGCCCCUACCUCGGGAUGCCAGCCUUCAAGCCCGGGGAGCAGGUGCUCCUGAGCAACAGCAACCUCAGCGAUGCCUAGGAGGGCCCCGCGGGCACACGGCUCCUCCGCCAUCCUGCCUCAGACCCUGUCUCUGCACUGGCUCCCUCUCUCCGAAACCCGUUUGCAGGGAGGGGCUUAGGCAGAGUGAAGCUGCCUGUGGGGUGCCGGGGUGUGUAGUGCUGCUGU
Myotis myotis is the source of this 1965-nucleotide messenger RNA. RefSeq names its product cytokine induced apoptosis inhibitor 1 (gene CIAPIN1). The transcript has 9 exons. The record is from RefSeq and is a predicted model, not a curated record. NCBI's taxonomy places the organism in Eukaryota, Metazoa, Chordata, Mammalia, Chiroptera, Vespertilionidae. Gene Ontology annotation, biological process: iron-sulfur cluster assembly. Bases 880 to 1818 code for a protein of 312 amino acids. Gene Ontology annotation, cellular component: cytoplasm. Gene Ontology annotation, molecular function: iron-sulfur cluster binding.